AUGGGGCAUGUGGAAGAAUAUACACUUUUCAUUCAUGCUCAGAAUCUGCAUACCCUUGAGGUGUCUGGACAUGAAACAGUAGCUCAUCUUAAGGUUCAGAUCAAAUCCCUGGAGGACAUGACCCUUGAGGAUCAAGUGAUUUUUCUGAGUGGGAUCUCCUUGGAAAAUGUCCAACUCUUUGAAAAUGAUUCUGUCAUUGGUCAAUGUGGCAUCAGUGUGAAGAUCCACAGUUCCCUGGCUCAUGCUGUCAAAGUGAAAGGCCAGACCCCAAAGGUUCUUAAGCAAGAAAAGAAAAAGAAAACUGAGUGGGGCAAGAGGCUCAUGCAAUACAAUUGCCAAUUUAUCAACAUUGUGCCUUCUUUUGGUAAAAAGAGGGGGCCUAAUGCCAACUCCUAA
Molecule: messenger RNA, 396 nt
Organism: Ahaetulla prasina
Lineage: Eukaryota; Metazoa; Chordata; Lepidosauria; Squamata; Colubridae
Product: ubiquitin-like FUBI-ribosomal protein eS30 fusion protein
Exons: 4
Coding region: 1-396 (131 amino acids)
Biological process (GO): translation
Cellular component (GO): cytosolic small ribosomal subunit; ribosome
Molecular function (GO): protein binding; structural constituent of ribosome
Source: RefSeq, a predicted model, not a curated record